GCCUCUGUCACCCGCCAGCCAUCCCAGCCCUGAGCGGCAACAGAAUCGUCACCCUUUUCUCAACCUGCCUCUGGGACCCCAUUCGCUCGUAGUGCCAACCGCUUCUCCUGUUACUGGGUCACACCACAGCUUCUCACUACUCCCCGGGGGACCCAGAGUGUUCCAGGAGCCCCCCAGUCCCCACUCCUGCCGGGCAUUUAACCCCUUUCCUGCCGCAGCCAUGUCUAACAACAUGGCCAAGAUCGCUGAGGCUCGCAAGACGGUGGAGCAGCUGAAGCUGGAGGUGAACAUCGAGCGCAUGAAGGUGUCGCAGGCGGCAGCUGAGCUUCUGGCUUUCUGCGAGACGCACGCUAAGGAUGACCCACUGGUGACGCCUGUCCCCGCCGCCGAGAAUCCCUUCCGUGACAAGCGACUCUUUUGCACCCUGCUCUGAGCCCUCAAGAAAGCUUUAUCCUCCCCCGCCGAAGUAUGAAAUCCAAUAAACUUGGUAACCUGCUGG
Psammomys obesus (fat sand rat) is the source of this 499-nucleotide messenger RNA. RefSeq names its product G protein subunit gamma 8 (gene Gng8). The coding region runs from base 221 to 433 and encodes 70 amino acids. The record is from RefSeq and is a predicted model, not a curated record. Gene Ontology annotation, cellular component: heterotrimeric G-protein complex. NCBI's taxonomy places the organism in Eukaryota, Metazoa, Chordata, Mammalia, Rodentia, Muridae. Gene Ontology annotation, biological process: G protein-coupled receptor signaling pathway. Gene Ontology annotation, molecular function: G-protein beta-subunit binding. The transcript has 3 exons.